Dipodomys ordii (Ord's kangaroo rat) is the source of this 2067-nucleotide messenger RNA. RefSeq names its product mitotic spindle positioning (gene Misp). Bases 121 to 2067 code for a protein of 648 amino acids. The record is from RefSeq and is a predicted model, not a curated record. Lineage: Eukaryota; Metazoa; Chordata; Mammalia; Rodentia; Heteromyidae. The transcript has 5 exons.
CCACUACCACCACCCCUUACGGAGGAGGAGAGCCGGGCGCUUGUGGCCUCUACCUGCUUCUCAGCACCUGGCCAGCAAGCCCAGAGGUCUCCAUUCAAGGAAUAAGUUCUCCUCAGGGAGAUGGACCGGGUGACCAGAUACCCCAUUUUCAGCAGAUCCCACUCAAGCCGUAUCACUGGCCUGGCCCUCGAGGGAGACAACAGCUAUGCCAUUGAACUAGUGGGUGUGGGACCUGAGGCCAACAAUUGGGGCCUGGAUGCACCCCAGAUGUGGGACACUGACCGUGAGGCCCAGCUAAACAUGGGAAGGACAGGGGCAUCUUGCAGCAGGCUAGCCUCCAGCCAUCUGUCCCCUCGGCCCCUCUACCUGGAGGAAGAUGAUGACGAGGAAAUGAAGACUUACUACUUAGAUGCCAGUGAGACAGUCCUCAGACAGCCCCAGGACCUGGAGCAGGAGCGCUGGGCGGUCAUCCAAGGCCAAGCGGUCAAAAAGGGUGGUACAGUGGCCACGCUCUGGGGCACCGCAGACCGUGGGGGCUCCAGAUGCCCCAGUCAACCUCAGUCCCUUCCCCUGGAGGAGAAUUUGGUGGACAGUGAGCAGAUUGACUUUCUCGCAGCCAGACAACAGUUCCUGAGCCUGGAGCAGGCGACCCUGAACUCUGUCCCGCAGACUCCCCUAGGCAGGGCAGCCCCUCCCCGCACCACACCCGGGCACAGCCAGGCCCCCAAGGCCUUGAAUGGGCCCCGUGUAGCCAAUGGGCAUGUGGUCCCUGUCACACCCCAGGUGAAGGAGGGGGUCAAGGAGAAGAGGAGCCAUGGUUUGCCUGUGGAGCCCAGCCUCCGCAGCCCAGGCAGCCCUAGCUCCCAGAACCAGGUGCCAUCUCCAGAACCUUCCAAGGAGACCCCCAUCGAGCGUGAGAUCCGACUGGCCCAGGAGCGGGAGGCCGAUCUGCGGCAGCAGAGGGGCCUCCAGCGGGCAACCAGCCACCAAGAGCUGGUUCUGAUCCCCACCAGGCCAGUGCUGAGCAAGGUGAACCUGGUGGAGCCCCCACGGCGGGACAGGGGCCGCCCGUCUCUCUACGUCCAGCGGGACAUGGUGCAGGAGACGCAGCGUGAGGAAGACCACCGGAGAGAGGGGCUGCAAGUGGGUCGGGCCUCAACCCCCGAUUGGGUUUCUGAGGGUCCCCAGCUCGGACUCAGUAGAAGCUUCAGCUCAGACUCCAUCCUUGACCCUGUCCCCGAUGCCCGGGCAGCCGAUCAAGCUCCAGAAGUGAGAAAGGUCAAUCGAAUCCCACUGGAUGCCUACCAGCCAUACCUGGGAUCUGGGACACCCCAACAAGAAUUCUCAGCCUUCCGAGUGUACAGCAAGCUGGAUGGCCCCUCCACAGAAGAGGCCAAAGCAGCGGCCCCUCUGAAGGCUACAGGAUCUCCAAGGCACCGCUCAGAAUCUUCUGUCAAACCCUUGAGCACAAAGCAAGCACCCUCCAAGCCCCCACGGGGGUCCCUGAAAGUCAACAGGGGUGUGGUGCGAAGGGAGUACUUCCUUCUGCGUCCCCUGAGGUUCUGGGUCCCCGAUGUCCCCCAGCAGGCUGAGACACCCCAUGUCUGGGGCUGGGAGGUGGAUGGGGCCCCAGUUCUGAGGCUGCAGAGAUCUCAGUCAUCAGAUCUGCUGGAGAAGGAGGUGGAGAAUGUUCUGCGUCGUGAGAGGGAGGUGGCAGAGGAGCGGAGGAACGCCUUCUUCCCCGAGGUCUUCUCCCCAACACCAGCUGAAGACUUGGAGCAAGACUCCAGGAGCUCUUCCCGGGCGUCUGGUAUUACAGGUAGCUACUCGGUGUCAGAGUCCCCCUUGUUCACCCCCAUCCACCUGCACUCCGGCCUGGUGUGGACUGCGCAGGCCCCGACAGAGAGCGCUCCCGGGCAGAAGAAGAAGGAGCUGUGGUAUGCAGGCAUCAACCCCUCGGAUCGUGUCAACUCAGAGGUGCUGGGAGCCACGCGGGUGACACGUCACAAGAACGCCAUGGCGGAGCGCUGGGAGGCCCGUAUCUAUGCCAGCGAGGAAGAGGACUGA